Gastrolobium bilobum is the source of this 3406-nucleotide messenger RNA. Its product is annotated as disease resistance protein RPV1-like. NCBI's taxonomy places the organism in Eukaryota, Viridiplantae, Streptophyta, Magnoliopsida, Fabales, Fabaceae. The record is from RefSeq and is a predicted model, not a curated record. Bases 11 to 3406 code for a protein of 1131 amino acids. Gene Ontology annotation, biological process: defense response; signal transduction. Gene Ontology annotation, molecular function: ADP binding. The transcript is spliced from 10 exons.
CUCUACCAAAAUGAAUGAUGUAUUUCUUAGCUUCAGAGGGGAGGAUACUCGCACCAACUUCAUUAGUCAUCUUUACAAGGCUCUGUAUAAGAAACCAGUCAACGCAUUCAUUGAUGAUAAUCUUAAAAGGGGAGAAGAUGUUUGGCCUGCACUUUCCAAAGCAAUCGAGGAGUCGCACAUAUCGGUGGUUGUUUUUUCAGAAAAUUAUGCAUACUCGAAGUGGUGCUUGGAAGAACUCGUCAAGAUACUUGAGUGCAGAAAAGAUCAUGGUCAGGUUGUUAUGCCUGUUUUCUACGAAACAGAUCCGUCAGACAUAAGGAAGCAGGCUGGCACUUACGAGACAGCGUUCGCGAAACAUGAGCGAGAUCUUAGGGUCGAAGACAGCGAAUCGAACAAACAAAAAGUACUUAAGUGGAGAGCUGCUCUGUCUGAAGCAGCCAAUAUAUCUGGUUGGGACUCUCGAAACCAUAAGGACGAUUCUCAACUCAUCGACAACGUUGUCAAAGAUGUAACCCAAAUGCUGCACCCGAGUUAUCCUAUUAAACUGGAAGGCAUAGUUCGAUCUGGAAAAAAAUGUAAAAAAGUUGAAUCAUUAAUGAAAAAACAUCAAGUAAUUGGAAUUUGGGGUAUGCCUGGAGUAGGUAAGACGACCAUUGCUAAAGUCUUGUUUGCCAAAUUCUUUCUCCAAUAUGACAAUAUCUGUUUCGUGGCCAAUGCAAAAGAAGUUUCACUUGAUAAGAUUCUAUCUGAGUUAUUAAAGGAGGAAAUUUCCGCAUCUAAUGUUCUUGGAACCACAUUCAUUACGAGGAGGCUCAGUGGUAAAAAAGUUUUUAUUGUACUUGAUGAUGUGGAUAGUUAUGAUCUAUUAGAAGAUUUACGGAGGGCAUACAGUCACUUGAGUCAAGAUAGCAGACUCAUUAUAACAACAAGAGAUAAGCAAUUACUUGCUCGAAGAGUUGAUUAUAUAUACAAGGUCAAGAACUGGAAAACUACGGAAUCUCUGAAGCUUUUCAGCUUAGAAGCCUUCAACCAAAGCCGUCCCCAAAAUGGUUACCUCCAUCUCUCAAAAAGGGCAGUUGAUUAUGCUGGGGGCGUUCCAUUCGCUCUUAAAUUUUUGGGUUCAUAUCUUCGAUCAAAAAGUAUUGAAUUUUGGGAAAGUACUUUGAGAAAAAUCAACAAUUAUAACAUUGUGAAAAUUCAAAACUUGCUAGAAGUGAGUUAUGACGAAUUAGAUGGUCUAGAGAAGAAGAUAUUUCUAGACAUUGCAUUUUUUUUCAUAGGAAAAAUGAAAGAUCAUGUCACAAAGAUACUAGAUGCCUGUGAUUUCGAAGCAAGUAGUGGAAUAGAAGUCCUUGAAGACAGAGCUUUGAUAACUAUUUCACAUAGCAAUAUAAUACAAAUGCAUGACUUGCUACAAAAAAUGGCUUUGGAAAUAGUACGCAUGGAAGAUGAAGAAAACCCUGAAGGACGUAGCCGAUUGAGGCAUAGUGAAGCUCAUGAUGUAAUUGAAAAAAACAAGGGGACUAAAGCAAUUCAAGGCAUAACACUAGAUUUGUCUCAGAUCACAGCUUUACCUUUGCGUGCUGACACAUUCACAAAGAUGGAAGCCUUAAGAUUUCUUAAAUUCUGUAACCCCUUGGAUCAGAGUUCAAGUAAUACAUAUGUCAAGCUUCCUACAGUUCUUGAGCCAUUUUGUGACAAACUGCGGUAUGUUGAGUGGAUUGGAUACCCUUUUGAGUCUCUUCCACAUCUUUUCUCUGCCAAGUUGCUUGUUGAGAUUCGCAUGCCGCACAGUAAUGCUAAACAACUUUGGCAGGGGACACAGGAACUUGAUAAUUUGGAGGGAAUCGACUUAAGUGAAUGCAAAAAGUUUGAAAACCUUCCGGAUUUGUCUAAGGCGUCAAGACUAAAAUGGGUGAAUCUCUCCGGUUGUGAGAGUUUACGUGAUCUCCACCAUUCACUUUUAUCCACCGAUACACUCGUUACUUUGAUACUUGAUAGGUGUAUAAAUCUUAAGAGUGUUAAAGGCAAGAAGCAUUUAAAGUCUCUGCAGACAAUCAGUGUCAAUGGCUGCUUAAGUCUGCAGGAAUUUGCAGUAUCUUGGGAUUUAAUUGAAAACUUGGAUUUAAGAAAUACAGGUACAGGAAUCCAGAGAUUGGGCACAUCGAUUGGGCUUCUGCAUAAUUGGCCUAAUCUAGAGGGUUUAAGACUCACGCAUCUGAAAUCUCUUAAGGAGCUGAAGCUCUCUUGCAGCGGAUUAGUUAUUGACAAAAAGCAGCUAAGUGACCUGUUUGAUGGGUUACGAUCUCUACAAAUACUACAUUUGAAGCAGUGUAGUUACUUGUUUGAAGUCCCUGACAACAUCCGCGUCCUAUCACAAUUACAGGAAUUAAAGCUAGAUGGAAGCAAUGUGAUAAGCUUGCCUACAAGCAUCAAGUAUCUCGAAAGGCUAGAAAUUCUGUCCUUAGAGAAUUGUCGCAAGCUUAAGUGUCUGCCAGAGCUUCCACCAUCCAUCAAACAGUUAAAUGCGGAUAACUGCGAGUCAUUGAUGUUUGUGUCAAAUUUAAAGGGUUUGGAGUCAGAAUCAGGACGUAGCGUAACCUUGACAUCAAUUGAAGGAUCUUAUGAGAAGGAAAGCAAUGGCUCGAGUGAACAGUCUUUCAGUGAUGAAACAGACUCAGACUCAGAAAUAGAAAUGGUUGAACCAGAUUCGGCUGAAGAAGGUAAUGAUGGGAGGAAAGAACAUUAUUCUAAUGAGGAAGAAAGCACCAAAUCUACUCGCAAUAGAUUGGUUAGCAAGGAAAAUACCGCGGUGUCUGCUGUCAAAAGCGAACGAAAUAAACCUUAUGGUUUGCAUGAACCUGCUGAGUUGCCGUUGGACAAAGAAAAUGAAUCUAAAGAAAAGUCAACAGUGGCGAUUGAACUAGAAUCAGUUCAAAAAGACAAAGAGAGAAGAGAUCAUUUUUCUCGUGUGAAAGAGAGCAUCGGAUCCACUCACAACGAAAUGAAAACCGGACCAGGAAGAGGUAUCAAGGAGAAUACCACAAAGUCUACAAAAGUUGUCAAAAGCGAAGGAAAUAAAGCAACGACAGCUGAACCUGGUGCCAGAUUGCAUGAACUUAUUAAGUCACAGCCAGACAAAGAAAAUGCAUCUAUGAACAAGUCAAUCUUCAUGGAUGUGACCCUUUGCUUUCUUUCACGUUUUUUUGUACCACUUCACUACUUCACAACUUUUGGUGUCUCUUCAUUCUUGCCUCUUGCUUGGUUGAUCGAGAUCUGCGAGGCUAGAGGAAAGCAAAAUAUAAGGGGCAGGUUAGCCUUUAAGUACUUGUCACUAGCUCAAUCAAACAAAGUUGAUGAUUCUCGAAUGAUCAAGGAUUGGGUUUAUCCCUUAAACUUAGCUUGA